AUGGCACUCUUUAACCUACUUAAGGCUAUCAUUGGCUACUGCAGCUAUUUGCUGUUGCCACUGUCCGAAACACAGCAGGAUCUCCUGGAUGCUGAUCAGGGAAGCUUCUACAGAAAAGCCAUGCAGGAGAGCUACGGCACCAUCUUCAUGGCCUCUGGACUGUUUGCCUAUCUGGAACAAGGGCAGAGCACUUGGCCCCCAGAUUUCCAGAGCUUCCGCCGUGAUGCAGAUGAAGAUAUGAUUAAACAAUUGCCGGAACAAUUGCCAGAGGCAGCAACUUGGUGCAAUUCCUACCGGUGUCCUGCGAGCAUCCAUAGUUCAGAUCUAUCUGGUCCAGAUGAUGACCCGAUGAGUGAGGAAGAAGAUGAAAACGUGAAGAGGGAAGAAGGUCCCAGAGUCACAAAACCACUGGCAUCUCUCUUGGGGAAACCUAAUGCUGGUUCCAUGGGGGAAGAAACCCAGGAGAGUGGGAACAAUCACUUGCAGGGACAAACAGCCAGUAACAAUCCUGCCGACGAAAAAGAUGGAGGCCUUGUUGGUAACGAAAACAUCCAGCAAAGCACAGAUGCAGAAGGGAACCAGAACGUAUGCUUCAAGUGUGGGAAAAAAUAUGGCAGGAAGUCAACUCUCAAAAGACACCUAAAACUCCACAGCAGUACGAGACCCUAUAUAUGUCCCACCUGUGGCAAAGGUUUCACUGAGAAAUAUCAGCUCAUUGCCCACACACAAACACAUACGAAAAAGUGUCGUUUGAGAAGGGAACCCUACGAAUGCCCUGAGUGUGGAGAGGACUUCUUUACGAAAGCCUCUUUCAACGAGCAUCGGGCGAGCCACACCGAUGAGCCAACCUGUUCAUGCCCUGACUGUGGGAAAAGCUACGAGGCAGAGAGUCGCCUUGUUCGCCAUGUGGCGAAGGCCCACUCGGGUGCAACUCUCUUUGAAUGCCCCGGUUGCGGGAAAGGCUUUACGAAAGAGAAAGAUCUCGCUCUGCAUCGAGCGACGAUCCACACCGAAGGAAGCUGCUACCGGUGCCAUGACCAUGGGACAAGUGUCGUAGAGGAAUCUCCUCUAAUCAAACAGGGAGAGCUCCCCACAAUGGAGCGUCCUUGCGGAUGCUCAGAAUGCAAGGAAGGUUUGAGUGACGACAACGGUCAUUGGAGAACGCAUGAAAAGGGGAACCCUCAUAAAUACCUUCCCCGUGAAAUCCACUUUGGAAAGAGGCCGGCCCACCCCACAAACAGGGAAAGUGAUGCAGACGAAUAUAGCCACGAAUGCCCCGUGUGUGGGCGAUGUUUCAAGAAUGAGAGAUGCUUUGCUAAUCACUGGAGGGUGCAUGCGAGAGAGCAGCAGCGCGGACAGGCAGGUGCGUUCAGGGAAGAAACCCGACUCACUAGAAAUCAGAAAACCCAAGCGGAUUUUGAAUCCGAUGUGUGCUUUGACUGCGGAAAGCCCCUCUGCGCCGACUUGACGCUGCCUGUGCAGCCCAAAAUUGAAAUGGAAGUUAAUCUCUAUAAAUGCCCCGACUCUGGGGAAAUCUUCAGAGACAGCCGACGUUUUGCUAACCAUCAGAGAAGAGGACAUCGGGAAGACCUUGAGGCAAGAGCGCUGCCGGCUGACCAGCUGGAAACCCCCCGGAAGAAAGGAUCCUAUAGAUGCUCACGUUGCGAGAGAGUCUACACGACCCACUACAACCUCAGGAGACAUCAGAGAAUCCACCCAGAAUGCAGACCCGCCAAAUGUCCCAGUCGUGAGGAAGGUUUUUCCUGUGCAUGGUCCUUCCCAGACAAUCAGAAAGGCUGUGUCAAAGGAGAAAGUGGUCUGCACAAAUGCUCUUGCUGUGCGAAAGGGUUCGGCGCUAAAAGUGUCCUCCAUGGAUGCUUGCCACCCACUGUAAAAGCCAAGCCUUACAAAUGUCCCAUUUGUGGGAAAGCCUUUGCGUACAGAUACACUCUCGCUCAACAUCAGGAAACCCAUGAGGAUGAGCAACCCAGUCUGCAUAUUUGCUCGUUUUGCAGCCAAGCAUUCCGAACCUGGAGCUGCCUCAAUAGACAUCAUCAGCUGCACAUGGGGGAGAAGCGCUACCAAUGCGCCGUUUGCGGGAAAGCCUUCGCUUACAGAGACGCCCUCGCUCGCCAUCGGGAGAUACACACGCAAGGGCCGCUCCACAAGUGCACUUUCUGCCCGAAAACCUUCCCAACCAGUAAUUCUCUGAGUAGACACAGGCUCAUCCACUUGAAAACAAGGUCCUACCAGUGCUCUAUCUGCCAGAAAGCCUUCGGGACAAAAUAUUCCCUCCAUAGGCACCAGGACAUGCAUGAGAAGGAGAGCUCUGAGAGUGUGGGCGACGUUGCCUGGGGAAGCCACUUGGAGGAAAAUUCUGCCAAAGGGUCAGAAGAACAUAAGAACACAUUCAGAGAUGGCUCAGUGCUUCCCAAAUACCGAGCUAGACAUGCCAACGAAAGUGUCAACCCAGGGUGUGAAGAUUCAAUAAACUCUAAGCACCAGGAAGUCCACGUUGAAGGAAAUUCACCUGGGCCGAUGGGCAGCUCAGACCUUACUGGACAAGAAGAACCUGUUACUGGUGACCAAACCGUUUCCAGGGAUGGCUCCAUGCUUGAUCACAAUCCAACAAGCAAUACAGAAGGACAUUUCAGCCUGUGGACCAAUAAUUCGGCCUACUCUGGACUGAUUCAGGGAGCCCCUCUGGGAGAUAACCCUCCCGAGAGUUCUGGGAGUGUGAGGACAUCUGUGUACGGCUCAUUGCUGGCUGAAGAGCAGAGCAUCCACUUAGAGGAACACUCUGUUAAUGGGUUAGGUGGUCAGGAUCCCGGUGGGGUCAAGUCAACUCACUUGAGUCAGGAGGGAGUUGUCACGGGCAAAGAAGGACAUACAUGCCUUAAUUGCGGGAAAUCCUCCGGAGAGACAUAUUCCCUCACUAGACAUCAGGUAACCGACACCUCGGCGAGACCUUAUCAAUGUCGAACCUGUGAGGAGAGCUUCCAGGACCCCCAAAUGCUAGCAAAGCACCAGCUCACGCAUACAGAUUUCAAGCCUAAUCAGUGCCACGAAUGUGGGAAAUGCUUCAGAACAAGGUCCUGCAUAGAUAGGCAUCUGAAGACCCACAGAGAGAGGCCCUACUGCUGUGUUUAUUGUGGCAAGAGGGUCACAACAGGCCCAAAUCUUCGGUAUCACCUCAGGCUUCACACAGGAGAGAGGCCGUAUAAGUGUGCAGAGUGCGACAAAGAUUACCCGAACCCGUGGUCCCUUAAAAAGCAUUUGAAGACCCAUUUGAAAACGAGCUCCUCCUAGAGCUAGACCAGCUAGAUCAGGUUUCUCAACACAGGGUUGCCAUAUUUCCAAAAAAUA
Messenger RNA from Podarcis muralis (Common wall lizard), 3366 nucleotides. NCBI's taxonomy places the organism in Eukaryota, Metazoa, Chordata, Lepidosauria, Squamata, Lacertidae. The record is from RefSeq and is a predicted model, not a curated record.